AUGGCUCCCUCCGCCGUCGAAACCCAGGACGUCAACCUGACAGCCGCAGCCAUCCACAAGAAAGAACACGCCCAACCUGCUGCCACCACCACACAAGCUCCCCUCGACGCUUCAAAGCUCACAUACACCUACACCCAAAACCCUCGCUCCGUCCCCGAUGAAGCAAACGCCCACUCCGGCGACGAGACCAUCGCCACCGACCACAUGGUCCUCGCCGCCUGGAAGCAAUCCACCGGCUGGGCCGCUCCCGAACUCAAGCCCUACGGCCCCCUGAGCCUCAUGCCCACCGCUUCCGUUCUUCAUUACGCGACUGAGUGCUUCGAGGGCCUCAAGGUGUACCGCGGCUAUGAUGGAAAGCUGCGAAUCUUCCGUCCUGACCGCAACGCCGCUCGUCUUCGCAUGUCGUCUACCCGUAUUUCUCUUCCCAGCUUUGAGCCCUCCGAGAUCGAGAAGCUCAUGAUUUCUCUGCUCUCCGUUGACGGAACCAAGUGGCUCCCCGCCGACCGCGCAGGAAGCUUCCUGUACAUCCGCCCCACCGUCAUUGGAACUGCUCCCCAGCUUGGUGUUUCUGCUCCCAAGGAAGCCCUCCUGUACAUCAUUGUGACUUUCAUGCCACGCAUGGACGCUCCCCCCGGUGGAAUGCGCCUGCACACAUCCCCAGACGAUAUGGUGCGCGCCUGGGUCGGCGGUUUCGGUUACGCCAAGGUGGGCGCCAACUACGGCCCAUCUCUGCUCGCCACGGCAGAUGCGCGAACCCGUGGAUUCCACCAGAUUCUCUGGCUAUACGGAUCCCAGGGUGAGUGCACUGAAGCUGGCGCCAGUAACUUUUUCGUUGUCUGGAAGCGAAAGGACGGCAAGAAGGAGAUCAUCACUGCUCCUCUUGACGACAAGCUGAUCCUCGACGGUGUUACCCGUCGCAGCUGUCUGGAGCUGAUUCGUGAGCGUCUUGGUGAUGAAUAUGAGAUUACUGAGCGAAAGUACACCAUCUCUGAGGUCAUGGAGGCUGAUGCUGAGGGCCGUCUGCUCGAGUCUUUCGCCGCUGGCACUGCCUACUUCAUCUGCCCCAUUUCCCAGAUUCACCACCGCGGAAAGGACAUCAACAUCCCCAUGGGCGCCGAGGGCGAAGCCGGUGAGGUGACCAACAAGGUCAAGGGCUGGCUGGGCGACAUCAUGUAUGGUCGCACCGAGCACCCCUGGGGCGUUGUCAUCCCCGAGAAGAAGCAGUAA
Fusarium pseudograminearum CS3096 is the source of this 1227-nucleotide messenger RNA. RefSeq lists its product as uncharacterized. Gene Ontology annotation, biological process: L-leucine biosynthetic process; L-valine biosynthetic process. Gene Ontology annotation, molecular function: branched-chain-amino-acid:2-oxoglutarate transaminase activity. The transcript is spliced from 2 exons. Bases 1 to 1227 code for a protein of 408 amino acids. Gene Ontology annotation, cellular component: mitochondrion. The record is from RefSeq and is a predicted model, not a curated record. NCBI's taxonomy places the organism in Eukaryota, Fungi, Ascomycota, Sordariomycetes, Hypocreales, Nectriaceae.